Messenger RNA from Chaetomium globosum CBS 148.51, 519 nucleotides. RefSeq lists its product as uncharacterized. The transcript is spliced from 5 exons. Gene Ontology annotation, cellular component: mitochondrion; peroxisome. Lineage: Eukaryota; Fungi; Ascomycota; Sordariomycetes; Sordariales; Chaetomiaceae. Gene Ontology annotation, biological process: glutathione metabolic process. Bases 1 to 519 code for a protein of 172 amino acids. Gene Ontology annotation, molecular function: glutathione peroxidase activity; glutathione transferase activity. The record is from RefSeq and is a predicted model, not a curated record.
AUGGCCGCGCCCAAGAUCACUCUCUACGUCGAUACCGUUAGUCCGUUUGCGUAUCUGGCGUAUUACAUCCUCAGGCACGAUGAGGUUUUCAAGGGGUGCGACAUCACCUACGUGCCCAUCUUCCUCGGCGGACUGAUGCACAAGUGUGGCAACACCGCCCCCAUCAAGAUCAAGAACAAAGACACCUGGAUCAACACGGAGCGCCUGCGGUGGGCGCGCCACUUCUCGGUGCCCAUGACCCCCGGCCUGCCGCCCGACUUCCCGGCCAACACGCUGCCCAUCAUGCGCGCCCUGUGCGGCCUCGCCGAGUCGGAUGCCGCCGCCGCUGACGGGAAGCAGCCGCGUCUGACCAAGGCGCUCGACGAGUUCUUCUCGCAGUACUGGGAGCACGCGGCCGCGACGCACAAGCCGGAGGUGUUGAGGGCGACGAUGGUGGGGUUGUUUGGGGAGGCGGAGGCGGAGGAGAGCAGGGCAUGCUGGCUCUACCUCUCAACAACUCUCUCAACCCAUCCCCGUUAG